Molecule: messenger RNA, 324 nt
Organism: Fraxinus pennsylvanica
Lineage: Eukaryota; Viridiplantae; Streptophyta; Magnoliopsida; Lamiales; Oleaceae
Source: the annotation of a GenBank genome assembly
AUGGGUAGCUUCACGAAGAAACUCCUAUCCCUGCGCUGGAACCCAGAUCCCCGCGCUACGCGGAGACGUAAGAGAACUGCACAAUUUCUACCAAUUAUCUUGAUCCAAAUCAACAUGGGUUCAUCGUCGCUGGUAUUGAUUUCAGGAAUUCUUCCAAAUAUCGAUACUAUGAACUACUUGUUAGAUUCAUUGUUUGAGACUGGGAGAGUUGAUACAGCUUUGGAUCUGUACAGAAGAUUGGAUAAAAAAGGAUGUAAUCCUAAUAGUAGGACUUUUGAGAUACUCAUUAGUAGUCUUGUUGCUAGGAAUCAAGUGGAAGAAUAG